AUGAAAGUCUCAGUUGCAAUCAUCACCUCUUGUGCGGUUGCUCUCGUCAGAGGCCAAGCUGCCGGAUAUGCAAAGUGUGGUGGGCAGGGUUGGACAGAAGCAACAACCUGCGUAGCAGGAUAUACAUGUGUAUAUGCAAAUGAAUUCUACUCCCAAUGCAUUCCGGGAUCAGCAUCCACAACUCUCACUACAAGCACCAAACCCGCCACUACAUCAACUACAUCAACUACCAAGCCAGGCACCACCUCAAGCACAAGCACUACAGCCGCGCCAGCGAGCACCGCUACAUCCAUAACUGGUUAUGCUAAAACUGCAGGAACUGUUUUCCAAAUCAAUGGCAAGAAAACAUACUUCGCAGGAACGAAUUGUUAUUGGUGCGGUUUCUUGACCAACAAUGCAGAUGUAGACUUGGUUAUGUCUCAUCUUGCUUCUUCUGGUCUUAAAGUACUUCGUGUCUGGGGGUUCAAUGACGUCACAACAGCACAAGGUUCUGGAAGCGUUUGGUAUCAAUCUUUCAUAGCAGGACAGUCACCAGCGAUUAACACCGGUGCCAAUGGCCUUCAACGUCUUGACUAUGUCGUACAAUCGGCCCAGGCUCAUGGAAUCAGUCUCAUCAUCAAUUUCGUCAACAACUGGAACGAUUACGGCGGAAUGCAAGCAUAUGCUACAUACUACGGUAUCUCCUUGACAGAUUGGUACACAAACGCAGCAGCUCAAGCCCAAUAUAAAGCAUAUAUUGCUGCAGUAGUAGCCCGCUACAAGACAAAUACCGCAGUUUUUGCUUGGGAACUUGCCAACGAGCCUAGAUGUACGGGAUGUGCUACUUCAGUCAUCACAAAUUGGGCUACCAGCAUCUCUAAAUAUAUCAAGUCUCUCGACCCCAACCAUAUGGUAACAGUUGGAGACGAAGGAUUCGGUCUCACUGUUGCAAACGAUACUUCCUACCCAUUCACUGCCGGGCCUGGUACAUGGUUCACAGAUCUCCUUGCUAUCCCAACCAUCGAUUUCGCUACUAUUCAUCUUUACCCUGGUUCAUGGGGUGAGGUUGAUUCAUGGGGAUCCUCCUGGAUCUCGAGUCAUGCUAAUGUAACUGCUGCUGCUGGUAAACCAUUAGUAUUGGAAGAAUAUGGUUCACCUACGCAUCUCAAUGAAUUGCCUUGGCAAGCAACCGUUCUCGACACUGCAACUGCUGGAAGUAUGUACUGGCAAUACGGCGACACUCUUUCGACAGGCAAGACUUCAGAUGAUGGGAACACGAUUUAUUAUGGAACAAGUGAAUAUACUACGGUGGUGACCAACCACGCCGCUGCAUUGAACGCAAAGGCGGUUCCAUAA
This is a messenger RNA of Botrytis byssoidea, 1335 nucleotides long. RefSeq lists its product as uncharacterized. Bases 1 to 1335 code for a protein of 444 amino acids. The transcript has 4 exons. Gene Ontology annotation, cellular component: extracellular region. Gene Ontology annotation, molecular function: cellulose binding; hydrolase activity, hydrolyzing O-glycosyl compounds. Lineage: Eukaryota; Fungi; Ascomycota; Leotiomycetes; Helotiales; Sclerotiniaceae. Gene Ontology annotation, biological process: carbohydrate metabolic process. The record is from RefSeq and is a predicted model, not a curated record.